This is a messenger RNA of Peromyscus eremicus (cactus mouse), 2858 nucleotides long. RefSeq names its product minichromosome maintenance complex component 7 (gene Mcm7). Gene Ontology annotation, cellular component: nucleus; MCM complex. NCBI's taxonomy places the organism in Eukaryota, Metazoa, Chordata, Mammalia, Rodentia, Cricetidae. The coding region runs from base 656 to 2815 and encodes 719 amino acids. The transcript is spliced from 15 exons. Gene Ontology annotation, molecular function: ATP hydrolysis activity; ATP binding; single-stranded DNA helicase activity. The record is from RefSeq and is a predicted model, not a curated record. Gene Ontology annotation, biological process: DNA replication initiation; DNA replication; double-strand break repair via break-induced replication.
CCUCCAGGCAGCCCCGUCAGCUUCCGGUAAAAGAGCUCGGCCACAUCACGACCACCACUGUCCCCGCGAACUGGAAGGAUAGUUAAGGACACAGGCGACACAGAAUGACUCUGAGCUCGAUUUCUACCAGCUACUCCACUCCGUCUCGCCGGUCAAGGAUACAGUCUUUGUAGAUGAGCGGGUCCCCCUUGGAGGACAGAAUGAAGAACUGGGAAAUCAUGGCCGUUCUGGAGGACAGACGAGAAGACCGUGAAAGUUGAACCCACCCCGCCCUGCGGUCGCGGAACAAAAGGACGCAGGGAGGCUGGCGCUUUAAGAAACACUCCUCCCACACCCACACGGGCGAGCAGUAAUUUUGAACCGCGGGAAACCGGGUGCCCAACCCGCCUGGGCUUGGCAAUCUCCCUCCGGCCCGCCCCUCUCGCCCCCUGUCAUUCAACCCAGACUCGUCCAGUGAUUGGUUAAAGUUGGUUGCCGGCAGCGGUUAGGAGCCCCCUGUCUGAUUGGCCCGUCCUCAGCGGCACGGGUCACGUGGGUGUGGACGUUUCGCGCCAAUUUCGGUUGGUCGGCCGCAUCGCGCCGCGCGCUCGUUCUGCGCUUCCCCAGAGUGAGACUUCUCAGCCCGCCCGCUCCUGUCGCACGGUCCCCGGCAGCGAUGGCGCUUAAGGACUACGCGAUCGAGAAAGAAAAAGUUAAGAAGUUCCUGCAAGAGUUUUAUUAUGAUGAUGAACUUGGAAAGAAGCAGUUCAAGUAUGGAACCCAGUUGGUUCAUCUGGCUCAUCGGGAGCAAGUGGCAUUGUACGUGGACCUAGAUGAUGUCGCUGAAGAUGACCCUGAGUUGGUCGACUCAAUUUGCGAGAAUGCCAAGCGCUACUCAAAGCUGUUUGCUGAUGUUGUACAAGAGCUUCUGCCUGAGUACAAGGAGAAGGAGGUGGUGAAUAAAGAUGUCCUGGAUGUUUACAUUGAGCACCGACUGAUGAUGGAACAGCGGAGCAGAGACCCAGGGGCAGUCCGGAACCCUCAAAACCAGUAUCCUUCCGAGCUCAUGCGGAGAUUCGAGUUGUAUUUCCAAGGCCCAAGUAGCAGCAAGCCUCGGGUGAUCCGGGAAGUGCGGGCUGAUUCUGUGGGGAAAUUGGUAACUGUGCGUGGGAUUGUCACUCGUGUCUCUGAAGUCAAGCCCCGGAUGGUGGUGGCCACAUACACUUGUGAUCAGUGUGGGGCAGAGACUUACCAGCCGAUUCAGUCUCCCACCUUCAUGCCUCUGAUCAUGUGCCCCAGCCAGGAGUGCCAAACCAAUCGCUCAGGAGGGCGGUUAUACCUGCAGACUCGUGGUUCCAAAUUUGUUAAGUUCCAGGAAAUGAAGAUUCAAGAACAUAGUGAUCAAGUUCCUGUGGGGAAUAUCCCUCGUAGCAUCACAGUGGUUUUACAAGGAGAGAACACAAGGACUGCCCAGCCUGGUGACCAUGUCAGUGUCACUGGAAUCUUCUUGCCAGUCCUGAGGACAGGAUUCCAACAGAUGGCACAGGGUUUACUCUCAGAAACAUUCCUGGAAGCCCACCGGAUUGUGAAGAUGACUAAAAGUGAGGAUGACGCAGCUGGGGCCGGAGAGCUGAGCCGGGAGGAGCUGAAGCAGAUUGCAGAGGAGGAUUUCUAUGAAAAGCUGGCUGCUUCUAUUGCUCCGGAGAUCUACGGGCACGAAGAUGUGAAGAAGGCACUGUUGCUGCUGCUGGUGGGUGGUGUAGACCAGUCUCCUCAAGGCAUGAAGAUCAGGGGAAACAUUCACAUCUGCCUUAUGGGAGAUCCUGGUGUGGCCAAAUCUCAGCUCCUAUCUUAUAUUGAUCGUCUGGCCCCACGAAGUCAGUACACAACAGGCCGGGGCUCCUCUGGAGUGGGGCUGACAGCAGCUGUGCUGAGAGACUCUGUGAGUGGGGAACUCACCUUAGAGGGUGGUGCCCUGGUGCUGGCUGACCAGGGCGUGUGCUGCAUUGAUGAGUUUGACAAAAUGGCCGAAGCUGACCGCACAGCCAUCCAUGAGGUCAUGGAGCAGCAGACCAUCUCCAUUGCCAAGGCAGGAAUUCUCACCACACUGAAUGCCCGAUGCUCUAUCCUGGCUGCUGCCAACCCUGCCUAUGGGCGAUACAACCCCCGCCGAAGCUUAGAGCAGAACAUACAGCUUCCCGCUGCUCUACUUUCCCGAUUCGACCUUCUCUGGCUGAUUCAGGACCGGCCUGACCGAGACAAUGACCUCCGGUUGGCCCAGCACAUCACCUAUGUCCACCAGCACAGCCGGCAGCCCCCUGCCCAGUUUGAACCUUUGGACAUGAAGCUUAUGAGACGGUACAUAGCCAUGUGCCAAGAGAGGCAGCCCACAGUGCCUGAAUCUCUGGCUGACUACAUCACAGCAGCAUAUGUGGAGAUGAGGCGAGAGGCCCGGGCCAGUAAGGAUGCCACCUAUACUUCUGCCCGGACCCUGCUGGCCAUUCUCCGACUUUCUACUGCUCUGGCUCGCCUCCGGAUGGUAGACAUUGUGGAAAAGGAAGAUGUAAAUGAAGCCAUAAGGCUGAUGGAGAUGUCAAAAGACUCCCUUCUAGGUGAAAAGGGACAAACAUCUAGGACCCAGAGGCCAGCAGAUGUGAUAUUUGCCACAGUCCGUGAAUUGGUCUCAGGGGGACGAAGUGUCCGUUUUUCUGAGGCUGAGCAGCGCUGCAUAUCACGUGGUUUCACACCAGCCCAAUUCCAGGCAGCUCUGGAUGAGUAUGAGGAGCUAAAUGUCUGGCAGGUCAAUACUUCUCGGACACGGAUCACUUUUGUCUGAUGGCCAGCUUUGAGGCUCACCUUUGUCUGAUGGCCAGCUUUUA